AAGAGUGAAGGGAGACCGAGCUGCGCGCACGUGAGGACAAAAGUAGCAGUCUGGGGUGCCUGGAGACUUGGGACCGGCUGAGGAAAGGAGGGCCAGAACAAGAACCGGUUAAGAACCUAGCCGGAGUGAGUCCUCGGGUCCCCAGCCUUCCCGCCCCAUCUUGGGGCGCCCGGCCGCCGCUGCAGCCCCGUGCCUCAGGCCAGGAGUUAGGGGGACGCAGGGGAGACGCCGUCCCGCAGCCUGCCGCUAGAGGGCGUACCCAGACUCGGCCAAGAGGAGGCGGCGAGCGGGCGGAGACGGCUCAGCAGCAGCAGCGGCGGCGGCGGCGGCGGCAGUAGCAAUAGCAGCAGCCGCUGCCACGACCACGGCCACUGCCACUGCCACGGCCACCGCCGCGCAGCUAGGGCUCCAGUCCCAAGUGCCCCUGCUUGCAGACUCCGGCUCCGCGGGCUGGCGGAGAGCGCAGCUCCAGGCGCGGGGAUGCGGCCGCUCGCUGGCCGCCCGCUCGGUGUCCCGGCUGUGCUUGCGCUUCUUACCUGCUCCCUGGCUUCUGCUGUGACUGCCGAAGAUGUAAAGAAAAAUGCCAAGAAUUUACAGAAUUUGGGAAAAAGUAGAACAUCAAGUAAAAAUGACUUAGACUUAAAAGAAGUUGUAUUUGUCAUCCAGAGUCAAAGUAAUUCUUUUCAUGCAGAGAGAGCAAAGCAAUUAGAGCAAAACAUCUUAAAACAGGCUGCCGAUCUUACCCAGGAGCUCCCCAGAGUUCUUCUUGUUCAUCUGCUGGAUAAGCAUGAAGGUGCAUGGACCAUACUUCCAUUAUUACCUCAUUUUUCCACAUCAUUUAGCAGAAACUCAUCAUGGAUUUUCUUCUGUGAAGAAGAAACAAGGAUACACAUUCCAAAGCUCUUAGAAACUCUCAGAAGAUAUGACCCAUCUAAGGAGUGGUUUUUAGGGAAAGCGUUAUAUGAUGAACAAUCAACAAUCAUCCACCAUUAUGCCUUUGCUGAAGAUCCUACGGUUUUCAAAUUCCCUGACUUUGCUGCUGGCUGGGCCCUUAGUUUUCCACUCAUAAACAAGCUUACUAAGAGAUUGAAAAGUGAGUCCUUGAAAUCUGACUUUACAAUUGAUUUAAAACAUGAGAUUGCUCUCUACAUUUGGGACAAAGGCAAUGGACCACAUCUUACCCCGGUGCCUGAGUUUUGCACAGAUGAUGUGAGCUCUCCUAAGGCUUCAGGUUGUGCCACAAUGUUUCAUACUUUUCUACCACUUUGUGGAAAUCCAGUGAAGGAGAUGGCUGUUUUUGUUGCUGUAAAAACAUGCAAGAAGUUUCAUGAUGACAGAAUACCUAUUGUAAAGCAAACUUGGAGUCAGGCAAGUCUCAUUGAAUACUACAGUGAUUAUGCAGAGAAUUCCAUUCCAAAUAUUGAUCUGGGAGUGCCUAAUACAGAAAGAGGAGAGCACUGAUUUUAUUAGUGUCAUUGUGGAAAGACCUUUGCUAUUUUGGAAAGAUUUUUUAAUCAUAGCAGUGAUACAGCAUCUUGGUUAGUCAUUGUGGAUGAUGAUACAUUAAUAAGGCUCCGGAACCUGCUCAGCUGUUAUGACUCAAAUGAACCAGUGUUUCUAGGAGAGCGUUAUGGCUAUGCGGGGACUGGAGGAUACAGAUACAUCACUGGAGGAGGAGGUAUGGUCUUCAGCAGAGAAGCAGUGCAGAGACUUUUGGCCAGUAAGUGCCGAUGCUAUAGCAAUGAUGCCCCUGAUGACAUGGUGCUUGGCAUGUGUUUCAGUGGUCUGGGAAUCCCAGUGACACACAGCCCUCUCUUUCAUCAGGCUCGACCAGUGGAUUACCCAAAGGACUACCUUUCUCACCAAGUUCCCAUAUCAUUUCACAAACACUGGAACAUUGAUCCCAUAAAGGUGUAUUUCACCUGGUUGGCACCCAAUGGGAAAGAUGCCACCAAUGGCAGGAAGCAAGCACCUUUUAAAGAAGAAUUAUAAGCAUCUCGUGUUGUUAAGGAAGAUGCUUAUGGUGGUGAAGGUGGAGGCUCUGGGCAUUCUUGUGCUGUGUUGUGCUUAUACUGCUUCACUGUGCCAUGUUGCAUAGGAGACUUCUAGUCUUAGGAGUGAAACUGUAUAUUGUUCUGUUUCUUCAGUGGGGGACUGGGGUGGGGGAAAAGGGAGGGAUCAGAGGAAGGGGAAGAGUCCAACUGAUUUACUUUGCUUUUUUCCUUUGUGAAGAUGUGAGUGGGUCUUAGAAUAACACUCCCUUGGUUUUGAAUCAUGGGAUUAUUAUAUCAUAUUUAGCUGGUAUUUUUAAAGCCUUGAUGAGCUAUCUUCAACAAUUCAUCCUAGGGAAAAUAAAGCAUCACCCUCGGACCCCCUGCUGUUCCCUUACACUGCAACCCAUCUUUCAACAAGGGGUGACAACUUGCUUAAAAUAAGUGUGCAAAGAAGAAUGUAGUGUUUUGGUGCAAAUAUUGGUGGGAACCUAUUCCAAUUUUACUUUCUGGUUUUUAAAUCUACUAAUGAUGAGAAGCACUCCCUGGGAAAGGAGUAGGAAUGGCAUUGUAGAUAGAGUAUGGAAGCUCUUACUGGCUUAUGGGAAAUCACUAUGGAUUGUGAAGAUUCAAGUGGAUCUGUGACCUCACUGACUGGGGAACUCCCUCCCCUGGUGCAGAUUGUUGCUGCCCAUCCCAUGGGGUGCUUGCCUAUGUCCUCCCAAAAGCUUGCCACAGUGGCUCCUCUGUUCACUGUCCUGGAGGACUUCCUUGCGCUUUCUCCAGACGUCAUGAGAAGACCUGUGGAGAAUCUGGCUGUCUGUCCAUCCUUUGCUUUGGCUAGACAUUCUUUCUUUUUGACUUUUUACUUGUAAAGUUUUCAUUCUGUACCCAGGUGCAGAAGGGUUUUCUAAUAACCUGUUUAGACUCUAGGAAUUCGUCUCCAGCCCUGUCUACUGCUCUCUGAAGCCCUGUCUUUAUAGUCCACAUGUAAUCUCACACUGGGCUCAUUGCUACCAAAUAACAGUGCCCCUCUCUACCUGAAAAUAAGAAUGGAGUAUUUUACUGGACUUAAUGAGCUGUAAUAUAGAUCCCAGGAAGUGAGCUAAAUUUGACUGUUCUGAACUGACUAUUUCACAGUAAUUUGGGGGUUUCACUAAAUGUUACUUCACAGCUCUGUCUUGACUCAUUGUAGAACACCAUACCAUAACACAAGUGGACAGUGGGAGCAUUGAGUAGUUUUCUUGGACUCUUAAGGGAUGUAUUUUGAACAUGAUGUUUUCGAGCUACUUUCAUUUUUAAACCUUAUCCAAAUGAUACCUUAGUAAUGUAACACAUCCAUGUAAAGAGUAUUAUAUAUUUUAAAUCAUUUUGGGUUUUUUUUCUAUGUAUAAUUCAGUUUUGUAAAGAUGUUUGUAUAAAAUCUGACUUUAAUAUUCUAAACUAAUUUUUGUAAAGUAAAAUAUUUUUCUUUUCUUUUUGUAAAAAAAAAAUAAAAAGACACAUGGACAUGCUGUUCUCUAACUUUACUGGCCAUACUUUUGUGACUGAAUGUAAGGUUUUAAAGCCAUAUUGUUGAAAUAAUUUCCAUAUUUUUCCUGUAGUUCAACAUUUUACUUAUUUCCAAAUCAAUCCAAAUUCCAAAUGGGGGAACACUAAAGUUGAUUAAUGACUGAGAGCUUUAUGCCCAUUUUUUGUAACUAGCUCUGAAGCAAGGUUUCUUCAUCUUUGUGUGUGCUGAGGAGCCCUCUGGCAGUCUGGGAAAACCUAGGAAGCCCUUCUCAGAAUCAUGUUUUUAAAUGCAUAAAAUAAAAUCUCUACGAUCACAAAGGCAACCAGUUGUAUUGAAAUGAAAUUACCAAAAUAUUUUUAAAAACCAGUUUAUGGGCUCCAAGCGAAGAACUACUGCUUUAGAAUAUUGAACUAUGAACACUCAUUUGUGACCAGUCAGAAUAAUGUGUGAGGAGAUGACAAAAGAGCAUGACUAUUGAGGUAAACAUGCCAGGCUGCUAUUAUCUCAAUAGUCACUAAUAUUAACAAUAGUUUUUCUUGAGCCCAUUUAUCAUUGGCUAGGUGAUCCCCUAGGGCCCUGUGAGUGAGAGCUAAGUAAUUUCCAACAAUGGUAAGAAUUGUAGCUCAAAUUUACAUAGCAGUUUAGGGUUUACAAAAGCACUUUCCUUAAAUAUCCCUAAGGAGGUAGGUAAUGAAAUAUUAUUCCCAUUUUACAGAUGGAGAAGUUAAGAGCGAGGAAGGUAAAGUGAUUUAGGCUUAUUGGAUCAUGGAUCUAGAGUUGGAAGAAACUUUACAGGUCAUGUAAUCUAACCCCCUCAUUUUACAGAGGAGGAAGCAGACCCAGAGACAAACAACUUGUUCAAGGUCACACAGGAAGUAAGUGAUAGAAUGGGAUUCGAACUCAAGUCCUGUGACUCUAAAUUCAGCGGUUUCAUUACAUCACGUGGUCUCUGAUAACCUGGAUCGUUGCCCCAGGUUCUCCUCCAAUUCAGCACUCUGACUAUAUCACACUUGCCCCUGUAAAGGUCAAUGACACCUGCUUACUUGUCAACAGCUUACUUUAUAGGAUCUGGAUUGAUCUGUGUGUUUAGACACACACACACAGACACACCUGUGUAUGUAUAUGUACAUCUAUCCAUACAUAGAUAGAUAUACAUAGAUCCUACAUUGAUUCUUUCUUCCCUCUGUGUUCCUAUUAGUGCCUUCCUACUUACAUGAGAGCACCUUCUUUGGAACCAUGGGAGUUGAAGUAAUUUUGUU
This is a messenger RNA of Dromiciops gliroides (monito del monte), 4763 nucleotides long. It is a transcript of the gene B3GLCT, whose product is annotated as beta 3-glucosyltransferase. Gene Ontology annotation, molecular function: acetylglucosaminyltransferase activity. Gene Ontology annotation, cellular component: membrane. NCBI's taxonomy places the organism in Eukaryota, Metazoa, Chordata, Mammalia, Microbiotheria, Microbiotheriidae. The record is from RefSeq and is a predicted model, not a curated record.